Molecule: messenger RNA, 3990 nt
Organism: Diaporthe batatas
Lineage: Eukaryota; Fungi; Ascomycota; Sordariomycetes; Diaporthales; Diaporthaceae
Exons: 2
Coding region: 810-3413 (867 amino acids)
Biological process (GO): vacuole inheritance; protein localization to vacuolar membrane; positive regulation of phosphatidylinositol biosynthetic process
Cellular component (GO): PAS complex; fungal-type vacuole membrane
Source: RefSeq, a predicted model, not a curated record
GUCGCCUUCCUCGAAGGUACUUGUUGCUGCACUCACACUCACCUGGCUACUACAUCUACCACCUCCUCCACCACCAAAUCCCACCCCUUUUUUGACUUUUGCUCUACGCAAACACAAGAGACAACGACACACAAAGACUCCCGGGUGGAACUGGAUGCCUUUGUCAUCUGCUGCUGCACCGCGCUUCGCAUCGCAUCGCAUAGCAGCCCAGCGUACCGAAUCGUGCAUCCAUCCCUCCCUCUCCAACAUUCCCCAAAUCCGUCGACCACAGCAGCGGUAGCUCUGGAUCUAGGCCCAUAGGUGACCUCACCACCCGCCACCUCGCGGACACGACCACAACCACGGCCAACUCCUCCUCCUGCCAAAACCCACGGCCUGUCUGCCUGCCUGCCUGCCUGCCUGCCUGCAAAGUGGGCAUUCUCCUCAAACGGCUUCUUUUUGCCCACCUUGAGGCGGCGUGGAUAUCUGGGUAUCCAGACUGGACCCUCCUGCACCUCCCUCCCACCACUUCAUUGGCCCAGAGCAGCAGUUGCUGUCGCAGGCAAACUGGGUACGGCUCGGUACGAUCGACGCGAGACACGCUGGUCUACAACGAGGAAUCAGGAUCGGCCACGAUACAUGUGCCCCGGCCACUCACAGCUGCAGUCAAUCAUGAUUGAUCCGCCUCGACACAUCACUACCUAUCCAGCGAGUUGAGACAUAACGACACUUUAUCCCAGCCCGCAUUCCUCACCUCUACCUGCCCUACCCUGUCCUUCGGGGCUCCCACGGAUGCCAUUUUGCACCCACCGACAACCACUGUCGUCAAGAUGGACACGACAGCCACCAGCGCGGCCGAUUCUGCGGGUGACAAUUCGCAUGUGCCACCUCGCUUCAACCGCGAGCCCUCGAGCGUUUCCACGGUGAAGGGCGAGACCACCACUUUGCCCUCUCAGCCAGCAACGCAGACAUCGACUUCUAAACCCUCGCCGCUGGCCUCUCGUGAGACCUCUCCUGGCCGCCAGUCCAUACGCCCGGCGGCUUCCAGGAAUGCCUCUGCGGCUGGCAGCACGAGAUCCCGCAAGAGCAGCUCGCAGGAAACCAGCCCACAAAGAACCCACUCGAAAACACGAGCCCCAAGUGCCUCGGCUACUGGCAAGAUAUCUUCUUCCACAACGCCGAGCCUGGGCCCGGUCAACACCGAUGCGAACCCCCGUGUCAAUGCUCCUCAAAGAUCGCCCGUCACCGCCGAGCACUUGAAAGAAAGCCCACGCUGGCCGGUCUCUCCACGGCUUCGAUCUCCACCCCCGACCGCCCUGCUGAAUCGUCCUAAUUUUCCUCCGCCACCACGCAAGGGUGAAUUGGAAGCACCCGCGAUUCAGGUCCAGCGCUCAUCACCUCCACCGCCACCUCCACAGCAACAAGAAUCGAGCCAAAGCGAUCACGACGCUGACGAAGCCCAUCUGCAGCCUGGUACGAGGACACCCGCGCGCGGUGCCAGCGGCAGCGGCAGCGGUAGUAACAGUCAGACGGCACUGGAGACGGUAGAAGAGGUUAGCCCCUUGGCAUCGCCACAGGAAGCCGAGGGCGUGAUGGAGAAGGCGGACGAACUCACCGCCUCGGAGGCUGGGUCACAAGCCGACAAUCUUGAAUUUGAAAAGUCUCAGGCACCCUCGACCACCAACGACAGCAGUAGUGAUAGCGGAGGUGAUAAGAGCGACAGGAGACAUGCGGCCACCGGCUUGCCCCCGACCCUGAAGUCCCGACAAUCCAGCGCGUCAACCAAGAAAUCGAAGCCCUCGGAAGGAUCUGUACAACACAUGACCGUGGAAACUGAGACAGUGACCUCGAUACCACAACACUCACUUGCCCCUGUGGCUGUCAAAGAGGGGACGAGUGGCACCCUGAGGGCAAAGCAAAGCUCGGAGACGAUACGGCCCAAGAAAGAGAAGAAGCGGCCGAGUAGGAAACAGCCAAAUAUUGGAACUGGCACGGCGUCGUCCAAGGCAGAUAUCUUCGAAGCAAAGAUCGCCAGUGCUGUUGACGAGGCUGAUUCCUCGGACUCUGAGGAGACCUUUGUUUACGAUUCUAACCCCCCAGACACUAAUGAUCGGCCGAGGCGGUUCCACUCGAGAACUCCAAGUGCGACCUCAAUGGUCAGCCAGGUUGACAGGAACGGUCUGCGCUCCAUCACCAACAUCAUGGACAACGCCGUCUCUAAUGCAGGGACCAAGAGGAACAUGAAAUUUGUCAACACUUUCAACAGCAGCGGGAACGAAAGUGCGAUGGCAGAAGACGACGGCAAGGGCACGGUCCGUAGUGCUGCCGGCUCGGCCCGGGGCACAGGUCGCGUCCAUCACCAUCAUCUAGGACGUUGGGGUCGCAACGGCACCAACGGUCAUACGUCCUUGUUUGACAACGAGGCCCCUUUCCACAUCAGUAACAUGACAGCCCAAAGGUCCAAAUUCUCCACCAACAGUAACAGCUCGCGCCAGCCGUCCGGGCCACCAAGCCCGAGAUUCCUGAAUUCUGGCCGGCUGGCAUCCACUAGCAAAAGGGGUAUCCACGCGGUUAGCUAUGAUCUCGACGACACUACCGGCACCGGAGCCGAUGAUGAGAGGACACCUCUGCUUCACGGAUCAGUGCGUUCAGGCCGGUCGGCCAGAGCUCGUCGCGGCCAGCCCGUGUCGAUGCGUUCACUCGAAGGUCAAACCUAUCGCAGGAACCCUUCCGUGCUGAACAGGUUCGCCAGCUGCCUCGUGCUCACCGUCAUGCUCCUACUUGUUGUGUCUGGAGCCAUCGGCUUCAUGUUCGCAACCUCCCAGCCUCUGACCGACGUUGAGCUCAUUGCCAUCAAGAGCGUUGUUGCCGCAGAGCAGGAACUGAUCUUCGACAUCGAAGUCAAGGCUCACAACCCUAACGUGGUCGUAGUCUCGAUUGAUCAGGCAGACAUCGAGGUAUUUGCAAAGUCGCCGCACGCGGGCGCCGACUCGGGCGGGUGGCACAGGCCAGAUGAUCACCAAGGCUCCGAUUCAAGGUGGUACUCGAACAACGGCAAAGCGCACGCAGGGGAGGAUUUCGACGGCCCAGUCAAUGAAAAGGCUCCUAAUAUGAGACUGGGGACCAUUGGUCAACUCGACAGCCCACUCUCAUUUGAGGGAUCUUUCUUCAACCACGGAUACUCUGGUUCCACUGGUGAGGUCAGGCUGCGUGGGCCAGGUAAUGGUACGGCUGGCGGUGUGGAGCGGUGGGAAAGAAUUUUGCAAGACGAAUUCGACCUUCUCGUCAAGGGUGUUCUCAAAUACUCACUACCCCUCAGCCAGCACGUUAGAAGCGCUGCCAUCUCAGGGCGUACCACGAUCAAGCCGAAUGCUGCGAAUGACCCUACCGGGAACAGGACGGAACCCAUUACGAAACCAAAUAAACCGGAGUGACAAAGCAAGACGCAAGUGGGCGCGUCUGGGACAGGAGAAAGUGACGAAUAAUUGUACAUCGUGGAUUUGUCUCAGAACGCGGGCGAGCUGGCGGUCGGGCGGCAAAGAAUCUCGGCAUCACCGGACUCAGGACACCACUAACGUGGAUUUGAUUUUCUAUGUCUCAAAUACCCAACACCAGCCGAGGCACUUUCGGCAAUCCUUUCAUCUUGUUCUUUACUGUAUUUUCAGCGUUGCAUGGGACGGCAUUGCAUUUCAGUCUUGGGAAUGAUGGCGAGGCGUUUUGACAUGGCCAAGCAGAAAUGGUCAACAGAAAAGUUUUGCGGAGCAACUCAUAGCCGAGCAUAAAAGCUUUGAAGGGCAUAACAGAAGCGACAGGGGGGCCAAAGAGCACUGGAACCAUUACAAUCUUACAACAUUCAGAAGUCAAGGGACAAAACUGAGCGAUGCAAAUCGUGGGCAUUGUUCUCCUUGUUUGUCUUAUUAAGGGCCCGGACCAUCGGAGGACGAUGGAACAGUGUGAGAUAGGCUGGAUAGAAAUGGCAAGGGAAUAAAAGCCAGGUCUGGCUGCAUCACA